CACAUUACGGUACUGCUUCUAAUGAACUCAGUCUUGUGAUGGGAGCAGUUGUGUGACAGCAAGUCAGUCUUCUUUUUCUUGCAGUUAUCGCAACUUUGAUUUGUUUCUGACAAAACACAUUAUUUGAUGUAUAUGUUUUAAAUGUGUUUCUUUUUAUUUUAACCCAGUGUUUGCAAUUGUAUCGUUUUGCUAUUAGGGGUGCGCUCUUUUUCGAUCUUUUUGAUAUCACAUCUUGGACUCACCCUGGGGGAUAUUUGCUAACAUCAGGUUACCUGAUAGAAACGCCGGGGAUGCUGAAAGUCACUAUGCCCUCCUCCAGAACAGGGGCUGCUUCGGAAUACUGGAUCGACGGCUCGAACAAGGAGGAGACCCUGGCUGAUUAUUAUGAAUUGGAGUCUGAACUGGGACGGGGGGCUACUUCAGUUGUGUUUCGGUGCCGGCAGAAAGGAACACAGAGGCCAUAUGCUGUGAAAAUGCUGAAGAAGACUAAUCCUAACUGCUUACAAAACGAAACACUGCAGCUCGAACAGACGCUGCAAGCCAGCCGUUGCUGCAUGUCAAAAAAGGUUGACAAGAAGAUUGUUCGGACGGAAAUUGGUGUUUUACUUCGACUUUCACAUCCUAAUAUCAUUAAACUGAAAGAGAUCUUUGAAACCCCAGUUGAGAUCAGUCUGGUGUUGGAAUUGGUCACAGGAGGAGAGCUGUUUGACAGGAUUGUGGAGAAAGGAUAUUACAGUGAACGUGAUGCUGCAGAUGCUGUUAAACAAAUCCUGGCGGCGGUAGCAUACCUGCAUGAAAACGGAGUCGUGCAUCGCGACCUCAAGCCUGAGAACCUUCUAUAUGCCACCUCAGCUCCUGACGCACCACUCAAGAUAGCUGAUUUUGGCCUAUCUAAAAUCGUGGAUGACCAGGUCACGAUGAAGACUGUCUGUGGAACCCCUGGAUAUUGUGCUCCUGAAAUUUUGCGAGGCACUGCUUAUGGGCCAGAGGUUGACAUGUGGUCUGUAGGAGUGAUAACCUAUAUACUGCUUUGCGGGUUUGAACCGUUCUAUGAUGAAAGAGGAGAUCAGUACAUGUUCAAGAAGAUUUUAAACUGUGAAUAUGACUUUGUCUCCCCCUGGUGGGAUGAUGUGUCCCUAAACGCCAAAGAUCUGGUGAGGAAACUGAUCGUCCAGGACCCGAAAAAGCGGCUCAGCACUUUCCAGACCCUGCAGCACCCCUGGGUGACAGGGACGGCAGUUAACUUUGCACAUAUGGACAAUGCACAGAAGAAACUCCAGGAGUUCAAUGCCCGUCGCAAGCUAAAGGCUGCGGUAAAAGCUGUCGUAGCAUCAACCCGCCUUGGAAGCGCAGGAAGUCACGGCAGCCAUGACAGCACCAGGAACAGCCGCAAUCACUCGCCUGUUCAAGGGAACGAAGCCGAGGCCCAGCAGCCACAGGAACCAGCACAGACAGAGAAGGAGGGCUUAUAGGUCCCCCUGCCAAGCCCUGCCUCAGAAAGGCCUCUGGAACCUGUCAUGAUAACUGCUUUGAAAGUUUUGGAAAGUUCUGGAAAAGUGGCAUUGUUUUUUUUUUGAGAUCACACACUGAUGGUCACAGCAAUGAACAGGUUUGGAAUUGUGACAAUUCACAAUUGUGACACUUCAUUUUUAAUGCAUGUGAAUGCUUUGUCAACAAAGAAAAAUAACAAAAGCAUGAGACUGCCUAUGUGACAUGUGAAUGGGCACAAUGUUAUGAAAUGCCAAGUGUUUAAAAACACACAUGAACCAGAUAUUCCUUGCAUUUGUCUAUUUGUAGGCUGCUUCUGGGUUUCAACGGGUGAUGGGUCUUUAAUUUGUGCUUAUUAGAAUGGUUGUAGUUUAAUACUAUGUUUACCAUUAAUAUACUGAUGCACAAAAGAAACGCAACACUCAGGUCUAAUGGAUUUAAUCAAAUAUUUUAAACAUAGACAUCAAACAAAAUCACAAAAAAUGUGAACAAAAAUACAGAUCAAAGAGUCAUGGUAAGUUUUCAGUAUGAAACGUGACACGCUGUCAAAAUUAAAACAUUACAACGUUAGUAUCGGGUAUGACCUCCCUGAGCAUUAAAACAAUCCUGGCAGCGUUGACGCAUAGACCUCUGCCUUCCAGGACGUGGCCUGUCCCUCUCAGAGCCAGUUUCCUGUCUGCUGAUUGUUGAAGCAGAACAUCUCAUUCUCCAGGGCAACUUCUGUCACAGACAGGCCGCAUUCAAUCAUGCUGAUAGCAACCAGGCGAUCUUCAUUACUCAAGCAGGGAAUGGUCGUAUCUUUUGCUGUUCUUGCGUUCAUUAAAAUAAUGUCUUUUCGAAUGGCUGUUUAUACAGAUUCUUAAUCAACUCAUUUUGGCUAUUUUAACUCAACUCAAAUACAGAGCACCUGGCGUUUUUAUGAAAUCUUGAGCUCAGUAUUUUGUUAUCCCAAGGAACAAUACUACUCAAACAAUCAACAAACCUAUCUGUUCACUAUUUAAAAUGUAAAUAACAUUAUAUAUGUGCCCAAUGAGCUAUUGAUGUAAAACUUAAGACUGCUGCGUUUUCAUUGUGCAUCAGUAUAUAUAUAUUUUUUGUAGACAGCAUUGUAUCUCUAUAUAGUAAGCAUUCAAUGAUUGUUGCUGAUGCUUUGUAAGGUAUGGGAAAUUGCUUUGGGUAGUUUAAUAUUUCAAAAUGUUUACAGAACUGUAGUGUGUUAGAUUUAUAUGCAAAAUACAUUCCAUUAAUUACAGAAGAUGGAAAAUGAAUUAUUAUUCCGAAUGGCCAUGCAAUUGUACCAAUUUUUGAUCUUGUAAAGAGAAUGCCUUAUUGUACCUUCACUGGUUUGUACAUUUUAUUAGUGACAACAAAUAAUAGUUCAUACCUUGUAAUUAUUACACUGAUACUGUAAAGAGCUGCGUGUGAAAAACAUGGUGUGCACAAAAAAAUACUAGCUCUGAUCUACAGCAUUGUAUUUAGCAGAUUCAGAGAGAUAAAAUUGAGUUGUCAUUAUGUUCUACUGCAAGAUAUUUACAGAGCUUGUUAAGGCAUUUAAAACCGUUGGCUUUUGUAUGAAAACCUCAAAGAUGUCCAAUUUUACAUUUUUAACAAGCUCCCUCCCCAUUUGUUUUACUGCAGCACUAACGAGUUGCAAGGCACUGCAGGUCCAGUAAAAUAGAAUUUGAAUGUUUAGCAAUCAUGGCAAAUACAUUUGCUUCAAUGGACUGCACUGCUUUUAUUUUGGGUCGUUUUAAAAAUAUACCACUCUGCUGUUCCUAAACUUGUAAAUAUAUAUUUUGUGAUAUACCUGUAUUUAUUAUGGCUAAUGGGCUGAAUGUCACAGAAAUCAGGCAGCUUUUUUUAAUGUAUAAUAUUAACAGCCAACCUGGUAAAUGGAUGAAGAGCUAGCCUUGUGUUCUACGCAACUUAUUUGCCAGUGUGUUUGUUUGUUCUUUAUUCCUAUAGUCUUCAGGUAAUGCUGUGGUCGGGGUGUAAUUGCAUUUUCUCGUCUUUGACUGACCACUUUGAUUUCCAUAAAGCGACUCAAACAAGACUCUGUGCAUGUCUUUGAUGCGGGGGGCACUGUUUUGCAUGGGGAACAAUUAUACAACAAAACCCUGAGAUUGUCUUUAUAUAAUGUACUGUAUUUUAAUUAUUUAUAUAAAAUAAAAGGUAUGUUUUAACAGUCGAAA
Messenger RNA from Acipenser ruthenus (sterlet), 3680 nucleotides. RefSeq names its product calcium/calmodulin-dependent protein kinase type IV-like. Lineage: Eukaryota; Metazoa; Chordata; Actinopteri; Acipenseriformes; Acipenseridae. The record is from RefSeq and is a predicted model, not a curated record. The coding region runs from base 291 to 1472 and encodes 393 amino acids. Gene Ontology annotation, biological process: protein phosphorylation. The transcript is spliced from 12 exons. Gene Ontology annotation, molecular function: calmodulin binding; calcium/calmodulin-dependent protein kinase activity; ATP binding.